AUGGAGAAUAUAGAUAUCACUUUGGGGAAGAAAGUUGAUCACAGUGGAAGAAAGCGAGGUCGACAGAGUGAAGAAGUACAUCAAUGGAGAAAGAAGUGCAUAUUCUUUGAAUUACCAUACUGUAAACAUCUCCUCUUGAGGAAUAAUCUCGAUGUUAUGCAUAUAGAGAAGAAUGUCUUGGAUAAUCUAUUGUUUACAUUACUUGAUGACAAAGGUAAAUCCAAAGAUAAUCUGAAUGCAAGAAAGGAUCUUCAAGAACUUGGGAUACGCUCUGAACUGUGGCCUGAUGUGAGUGGUAGAUUUCUUCCAGCGUGUUUCACAAUGACCAAUUGUGAAAAGGAUAGUUUUCUUAAAAUUUUGAAGAGUGUGAAGCUACCAUAUGGAUUUUCUUCGAACAUUUCUAGUUGUGUUGAUCUGAAUAACCGAAAAAUGGUGAAUUUAAAGAGUCAUGAUUGCCACAUCUUAAUGGGUCAGCUGUUAUCUGUUGCUAUACGUAAUGUCACAUUACCUCGAGAGGUAUCAUUUGUUGUAACUGAGUUGUGUCAUUUCUUUUGGGAAAUAUCCUCCAAAGUACUUGAUCUGAAUUAUCUCGAUAAGUUGCAAGAGCAUAUUGCUCUCACAUUGUGCCAUUUAGAGAUGGUGUUUCCUCCUUCUUUUUUCACGGUAAUGGUGCACUUGACCAUUCAUUUGACUGAAGAAGUUAAACUAGAAGGACCAAUUCAAUUUCAAUGGAUGUAUCCAGUCGAAAGGAUGCUUGGACAUCUCAAAACAUAUGUUAGAAACAGAGCAAAGCCUGAAGGUUCUAUAUGUGAGCAGUUCAUUGCAGAAGAGUGUUUAACUUUCAGCUCCAUGUAUCUUGAAGUGAUAGAGACAAGAUUUAAUCGUGUUGAGAGAGUGGAUGAUCGUGGAGAUCCAAUAGUUGAGCAUAGCUUAGGUUCAAAUUCACAGAUUCCUUUGAUUUUUCCUUCGGUUGGGAGAUUUGUUGGUGCUUCUACGAUGGAUACUCUUAGUUAUUUAGAGUGGCAGCAGGCACACCGAUAUAUCUUAUUCAAUUGUCCAUUCUUAGAUGAAUAUCGCGAGUAA
Microthlaspi erraticum is the source of this 1083-nucleotide messenger RNA. The record is from the annotation of a GenBank genome assembly. NCBI's taxonomy places the organism in Eukaryota, Viridiplantae, Streptophyta, Magnoliopsida, Brassicales, Brassicaceae.